Messenger RNA from Penicillium argentinense, 1488 nucleotides. RefSeq lists its product as uncharacterized. Lineage: Eukaryota; Fungi; Ascomycota; Eurotiomycetes; Eurotiales; Aspergillaceae. The coding region runs from base 1 to 1488 and encodes 495 amino acids. The record is from RefSeq and is a predicted model, not a curated record. The transcript has 5 exons.
AUGGAUUUUACGAAUUGUCGCUCGAUGGAGCUACUCCGAUAUCUGGGUCUUGCAGACGAUUAUCGAGCUCAGCCGGGCGCUGUUCCUCAGACUGAGGGGUUCGACACUCAAUUUGUGCCACAGAUGAAUCUGAAUGGGAGAUUUCUCAACAAAUGGGUAUUGACUGGACAUACUCACGCGGAUUCCAUUGAGGAUGUGGCAAAGAGCGACGACGCUCUGGUUAAGGAGAUUCGCUCUGCUAUCAAGGACAUUACAUUCGUCUCCGAUGAAGUCGAGGACGCGGACGGUACAUUAAUUAAAGACGCCAUCAGCAAGCUCCAAUCGAGAGGUUUUGUCGCAGUCGGUGCGGGCAUUGGUGCAGCGAUCACGAUCGGUAUCGAGCAGAAGCGGUUGCUUGACGACAGUGCUUUCUCCAUCCACAACGUCCCCGUCAACAUACCCAAGAUUUCCUCUCCGGGGAAGGAUAGUGGUGGUGGUGGUGGUGGUGAUGAUGAUGAUGAUGGUGGUGAUGGCGACAAGGACGAGUGCCCCAGUGAUGCACCAACUGGAAAAGAUGCACCUCUUUGCGAUGACUGUGAUGGUAAAGACAGCACUCGCACUACGGAUAAGGCCUCAAGUGAUCUGAACUGCGGUGCAUCUUAUGGCUACAACAUCUUCAGGUCGAGAGUUCUCCCUGAAGAUGAGUCUAAGCUCGCUGAAGUGAGUACGCAAAAAUACGUCGCUGAUGACAGUCACCCUAGCGAGAUCGCAGUGCCUCGUGGUGAGCUUGUGAAAUACGCCAAGGAGUGGUGCUCCGAGGCCCAUGAAAGUGGUGCCUGGGAAUGGGGACUCACACUUGAAGAUACUUACACCUCGUCCGACGGCACUGCUACAGUCUCAAUUCGAGGGGGUGCACCCAGAAUCUUCAAGCGGGAGGUGAAUCCGCAUGAUCCUCUGGAUGAAAAAUCUUGCCUGAAGAACCUCAAAGUAUUGAUUGAUGACUGCGACGUCGACACCACGGAUCGUAAACGGGGUGGCGAGCUCACCACGAAUGAUAAUUCCUGGUGGCAUAUUUUUAUGAAACGCAUGACCGUCCCGACGCUUAAGUAUUGCAAUAGUGUUUAUGCUUCCACAACAAUGACGCCUGUCAGCCGAGAUUUCACCUUUCACCAGGUCAAAACGCUCUGCAAUCAUGAUUAUGACAAAACCACUUAUAAAAACAGCCCUCAGUGGUACCGGGUUUCUGGUAUCUUCGGUGGUUCCAUUGAACUGGAUCUUAAAUAUGCGGACGAUCAGUCAAAUUGUCGGCAGACGCGCAACACUGAUUCAUUCUGGCCUGAUGACUGUGAAGCCACACUUAUGAAGGCUAUUGAUGAUUGUGAUACGGACACAACAUCCAAGAAGUAUGGCGGAGUGUUGCUUUUCAAUGCCGACGAUGGUUGCUGGGAGGGGAGUGUUGGUUUCCCUCUAUUGGAUGACGAAAACAAGAUGGGUGACUACAAUUACUAG